Messenger RNA from Stegastes partitus (bicolor damselfish), 2548 nucleotides. RefSeq names its product ethanolamine-phosphate cytidylyltransferase-like. Gene Ontology annotation, molecular function: ethanolamine-phosphate cytidylyltransferase activity. The record is from RefSeq and is a predicted model, not a curated record. Gene Ontology annotation, biological process: phosphatidylethanolamine biosynthetic process. Gene Ontology annotation, cellular component: cytoplasm. The transcript is spliced from 13 exons. Bases 112 to 1317 code for a protein of 401 amino acids. NCBI's taxonomy places the organism in Eukaryota, Metazoa, Chordata, Actinopteri, Pomacentridae.
CCAGGCACACAACGGUCCGGUAAUCACCUCGUUUAAAGACAGUCGCUAGUAGCUGUAGGUUGACAGAGAUUACUCAGCUGCUUCCAAAAAAAAAAAAAAAAGAAAGAAAGAAUGAUCAAGAACGGCCAUCACCACCACCAAGUGAGCCCAGCAGCCGGGAAAGACGCAGGGACGACCCCCGGCGCUGCAACCUGCAGUCCCGAGAAGAGGAGGCGAAGGAUCCGGGUGUGGUGCGAUGGCUGCUAUGACAUGGUGCAUUAUGGUCACUCCAACCAGCUGCGGCAGGCCAAGGCGAUGGGAGAUUACCUUAUUGUUGGAGUACACACAGACAGUGAGAUUGCAAAGCACAAGGGUCCACCAGUCUUCACUCAGGAAGAAAGAUACAAGAUGGUGCGGGCCAUAAAAUGGGUGGAUGAGGUCGUGGAAGGGGCCCCGUACGUCACCACCCUCGAGACCCUUGACAAGUACAACUGUGACUUCUGUGUGCACGGAGAUGAUAUAACACUAACUGUGGAUGGGAAAGAUACAUACGAAGAGGUGAAGAAGUCAGGACGGUACAGGGAGUGUAAGAGAACCCAGGGAGUUUCAACCACAGACCUGGUUGGCAGGAUGCUACUGAUGACCAAAGCACACCACAGCAACAUUGACAGUUCAGACUAUCAGCAGCACACAGACAACUUUGGAAAGAAGGGCCACAGUCCCUGGACAGGGGUGUCUCAGUUCCUGCAGACUUCUCAGAAGAUUAUCCAGUUCGCCUCUGGCCAGGAGCCUCAACCUGGAGACACCAUCAUCUAUGUGGCAGGAGCCUUUGACCUCUUCCACAUUGGCCAUGUGGACUUCCUUGAAGCAGUGCAUAAGCUUGCAGAAAAGCCAUACAUUAUAGUGGGGUUGCACUUUGAUCAGGAGGUGAAUCGCUACAAAGGGAAGAACUACCCCAUCAUGAAUGUCCACGAGAGAACGCUCAGUGUCCUGGCUUGUCGAUAUGUGUCAGAGGUGGUGAUUGGUGCACCGUUUGCAGUCACAAAAGAUUUGCUGGACCAUUUCAAGGUGGAUCUCGUUUGCCAUGGAAAGACAGAAAUAUACCCUGACAAGGAUGGAUCUGACCCUUAUGCUGAACCCAGGAGGAAAGGAAUCUUGCGUACUGUUGACAGUGGAAACAGCCUCACUACAGACGCCAUUGUGCAACGGAUAAUCAAAAACAGGUUGCUAUUUGAAGCAAGGAACCAGAAGAAAGAGGCCAAAGAGAUCGCUGUGAUCCAGGCCAUGAAACGACAAGAAGAGGAAAAGACAAAAGAAAGAGCCCAAGCUGUGCUGUAGACGUGGCACUAACGAGCUCAACCACUAUGAAGUCAUGUACAGUAGAGUGAACCCUUUUCUAAGUGUUAUGACAUCCUCCACACAUGAUCCUCGCUAACAACAGCAGUCUUUACAGCAGCCUGUUGUUUAACCAGGGCGGCGUACUCUGCUGUAGGGUCAUCAGGUAUACUGUUCUAUGUGUGUGGGGGAGGUGUUUUAAUAUACUCUGCAUAUGCAACUACAUGUUCAUGUCAGUCAGCAACCACACAUACAGGUGUAUGUGUCAGAUAUAUAAUAGGUUGGAACAAGGAAGAUGUCACUAUAUCUUUAAAUGUCUAUUUUAUGUCUUAGGAUAUUUUUAAUUCCUCAAGUUUAUUUUUUUGCCUUCAAAAAUUUUUUAAAUUUUAUCAUGGACUUCGGGCAUAUGAAGUAAAGGGGCUUGAGAUAAUGGUCAGGCAUUUAAUUAUAUAACAUGGAAGUGAUUUGAUUUAUCAUUUCUGUGGGGCGGCUGCUGCAUCCUGCCCAUCAGUGCACUUAGCCCCACAACUAAUCUCUCUUUGUAUGUACUGUACUAUGUAUUAUAAAGUGACUGCAAGCUCAGUGGAGGAUACUGAAAUCACUUUUAUAUAUAUAUAUAUAUGUGUGUAUGAGUGGUUUCAGUAUAUAUAUAUAAACCAGAUCAUACCAGAUCCUCCACCAGACUGCACUGACUGCUCAGAAAUCAUCAGAACUGUUCUGUUUUAACAAUAGAGUUGUUUUUAAACUCAAAAAUGCACACUGUCAAGACCUGAAGGUCUGGCCUUUUGAGUGCAAUAGUGUUCUUUUUGUUGUUUUUUGUUUUUUGUUUUUUUUUUCUCAACCCAACACUCCUUAGAUUUAUCCUAGUAUAAAGAUAAUGACUAUUUUAACCUUUAGCUUUCAUAGUAUAACUAGAGAACUAUGACAGGUACUCAUUAUUGUUGACUUGAUUAUGAAGUAGACCUCUUACUGUCACUUGAGUCUCUAUCAAAUGGGAUUAAAUAAUAUAUUUUUUGUAGAUGUAUAUUUUACUCACCUGCUCUCCAUUAACUACUGUAUAGAUGAUUUCAUAUUGUUUCAAAAGCAUAUUAAUAUGUCUGUAUGUCAAGUUGGAAUGUAUUCAUUGUAGGCUAUAAUCUGUAUGUUAUUGACAACUCCCAGUUGACAUAUACUGUAGAAACUGAUUGGACUACAGUAUAUUAUUGCUGAUGAUAAUAACAAUUUAUUCUGAAAA